Messenger RNA from Sebastes umbrosus (honeycomb rockfish), 6947 nucleotides. RefSeq names its product G protein-coupled receptor 17 (gene gpr17). The transcript is spliced from 2 exons. Gene Ontology annotation, molecular function: G protein-coupled receptor activity. The record is from RefSeq and is a predicted model, not a curated record. Gene Ontology annotation, cellular component: membrane. The coding region runs from base 2095 to 3114 and encodes 339 amino acids. NCBI's taxonomy places the organism in Eukaryota, Metazoa, Chordata, Actinopteri, Perciformes, Sebastidae. Gene Ontology annotation, biological process: phospholipase C-activating G protein-coupled receptor signaling pathway; positive regulation of Rho protein signal transduction.
ACAUACUACAUACUACAUUUUGGCCAAAUCAGUACGUACUGCUAGUAUAGUAUGCGGUUUCGGAUACAACCACAGUCUAUGGAGCAGCUCCAGCUUUAUACUUGAUGACAUCACAAGUUAGAGACUUGGUGGUGUUCCACUUUAAUGCUCGCUGCGCGGUGGGCUUCUGACACAACUGUCAACCGGGCCGCAUUGUCCUCAGUGCGAGGGGUUUGCGGCGAUGUCAGCAACCCACCCGACCCGUCUUCAAAUAUGGAGCCCAUCUCUUUUACCAUUCUUUGUGGGUGUGACUUUUUUUCCGUGUCAUCACCGUUCAUAUCUCUACAACCAAUGUGUUUAUGAUUAAUUGUUGACGAGAGCACAAAAUUGUUUAUCUAGCCUUUUUAUUUUACUCUCAAGGUGCACCAGAUUGAUGCAUUUAACUUUAAAAUGUAGCCUACAACAUUUAGGGUGAAUAGAACUGUAUUUUUUCUUAUUGCAAUUUAUAUAUCGCGGGAAAGAAAUAUCGCAAUGUCAGUUUUUCCAAUAUCGUACAGCCCUAGUGUGUAUCCCUCAGGCAUAACGUGUGUUGAAUGCUUACUCAUAAAACACCAAAGCCAAAUUUUGUAAAUUAAAAAAAUCUGCCAUGUUUGCUAGCUUGCAGCCUAAUUCUUGACUUAUUAGCACAUUGCUAUGUUUCUGUGCAUGUUAUCACUACCAACUGUGAGCUGGAGUAGCCUGAAACCGACGACAUCACCUGCGUCACCUAAAUGCUUGCACGUGUACAUGUGCAUGCUACAAAUAAAAUAGGGAUCCACUAGUGAAAACAUAGCUCAGUAGUGCUAACAGUGGUCAAAUACUCCACAGGGUACCUUAAAUAUGUCCGUCUUUAGAAAAUGAUUAUGCUCUUCAUGAAAAAUGUAUUGUUGAGAAAUCAUUUUUUUCUCCUAAAACUGUCAAAUAAAACAUUUUCCAAGUGGAAGCCGGUUGAAAAUGUUUCGAGCAUCUUAUUUAGUCUGAGCAGCCGGGAGCCGCUCCUUCACAGCAGUAAGAAGAAUGAUACAUUUAUGAUAGUAAGCACUUACACAAGGCAAUGUUAUUGCUUCGGGGUUACGAGACGCGCGACAGACAGAGCUGAGAAGCUGAACAAAAGCGGGGGCCUUCCCAAUUAGCAGUUGGCAGUAGAUUAACAGGGUAGUGAUGUCAAAGCUUCUCCCCAGUCCCGCACAGAUAGUGGCUCCAUUCAAGUCUACAGAAUAGCAUUUGCAUAUCGAUGAUACAGAGCAGAGAAAGGGCCGAUGUGUCUGACACACAGCUGUGAUCUCCUUGUAUGAAAGAAAUAUUAUCCCCCCUCAGCCAGCGGGUACUCUCUCCACAUCUGUCCGACGGCUAUGUGACUGAUUAUUUUGGGCAUUCCAAUUCAAGAUGCCCCCAGGAGGCAAGAGGCCAACAAGGGCCUCUGUUUCCUUCAAGCAUCCCCCCUUCCCUCCCCACUCUUGUUUUUCACUUGCUCUCCUAUAGGGAAUGGGGCCCUCUAGAACUAAACAGACCAUCGACAAAAGAUCAUCUCUGAGACUUUAGUCAUAAACUUCUAAAUCAACAGCACAGUCCAUCUUCUAUCUGUCAGUGGGGGGUGUGUGGAGUUCACAGUAAAGGCACCCGGUGCACCGCUAGGCCUCGUUUCCAUGGAGUCAUACCCAACGUCUCGUUGCAACUGAGGCAUGCCAUUCUUCUCCCCGCAGCUAAAAUGUGCUGCUUAUUCUGACUCAGGCUAUUGUGGAGCGCACAAGUGGCUCUCUGAGGAGAAGGGGAUGGAGAGAGAAAGGGUGGGGUCAAGGUUCAAACGAAAGGCUCCCAUUGGGACUCCCUCUCUUAUCAAAUUUGUUGAGACACAAAAAGAGCUACAGUCUCAUUCCUAAGAACAUCUUGAGGGAGAGAAAAGGGGGUUAUAGGACAGCAUUCUUUGUGUCAGAGCUUCAGUUCUUCCAGAGCUCGCCGGUCGGACUCCCAGUCUUCACUCUGCUCCUGCGCUGAUUGUCCAGCAGCUGAAUUGUUCCUAAAGCAGCCAACCUUUUCUUCAAAAAGACCAUUCACUGGAGAGCUCAGCCACCAAAAAUGGAGUCUGCUACAACGGAGCUGCCUUCCCUGCUAUCCAAUCAGUCAGCAGAGAGCUGUGCGGCAGUGGAUACAACGAUUGAGAACACUCUGUUUGGAUGCUUCUACAUUCUGGUUUUCUUUCUGGCGCUGAACGGUAACAGCCUGGCUCUCUGGAUCUUCUCUCACCAGCGGGGCGCUUCCUCUCCAGCUAACGUCUUCUUGAUUCAUCUGGCUGUGGCAGACUUAUCGUACGUGAUCAUCCUCCCGCUGAGGGCCACCUACCACCUCACCGGAGGCCACUGGCCCUUCGGCGAGGUGCCCUGCAGACUGGCGGGCUUUUUGUUUUAUGUCAACAUGUACGCCAGCCUGUACUUCCUGGCCUGUGUGGCGGGGGAUCGCUACCUGGCUGUGGUUCACGCUGUGAGGUCGCUGAAGGUUCGUCGCGCUCGCUACGCUCACAUCAUCAGCUUCUCUCUGUGGGCCCUGGUUACCGUCUCCAUGGCGCCACUGCUAAUCACCCACCAGACUGCAGAGGUGGACGGCGUGACGGUGUGUUUGCAGCUGUACAGAGAGAAGGCCUCACGCAACGCACUGAUCUCACUAGCAGUGGCGUUCACCCCACCUUUCCUCGCCACCCUGUCCUGUUACCUGCUCAUCAUUCACAGCUUGCAUCGGGGCUCCAGGUUAGAGCCGGCCAUCAAGCUGAGGGCCCUGCGCACCAUCGGUCUGGUCAUGCUCAUCUAUGUAGUCUGUUUCCUGCCUUAUCAUAUGAGCCGGGCCACUUUCAUCCUGGGCUACAGCCAACCCGACGUCUCCUGCCAGACACGCAGAGGCCUGAGCUUGGCCAACCGCCUCACCUCCUCCCUCACCUGCUUGAACGGCGCCAUGGACCCACUGAUCUACCUAUUUGGAGCGGAGAAGUUCCGCGGCACUUUAAUGCGAUUGUUUUGCAAAGAUCAGGCGGGGGUGUCAGGAGCCACCAGCGGAGAGUUAAAGGGAACACAUGAGAGCUCUGUGAGUGCCAAGUCUGAGUUUUGAGGAAGAGUAAUUUGAACCCGAUCCGGAGCACUGUUUGAUAGAGAUGCAUUUCCAACACAAACAAAAAAUUGGUCUGUUAAUUGACUGUUGCCUUUUCCUGACUGAAGAUUGAAGGCUCAUUCCACAAUGUGGUUGAUGUGCCACUGUUUUCCCCUUAGCUUGAAUUCAAGGCCCAGUUCCAGUGUCCACCCUAUGUCCUAUUCACCCCCACAGACUUUAACUGACAUACAUCAGAACGGCACAUACUGGUACUUCACAAAAAGUCAUGAUUUAGUUCCCCCUUUCGGAGGAAAGAAAACCGAAGAUCCCAUAGACUUCAGUGAAAUUUGACUUAUGUUUGGAUUGUAAUUUUGACAAAUUAGUAUGCAUUCAUCUCUUGUUAUACAAAUAAUAUUAAAAUAAUUAUUUUGCCAUCUUGCCUGAACCUGAGCGUUGGCGAUACCUUAAUAGAUGAAGGCUGAUCACCACCAUGUCCCUUCAGUCUUCCCCCGUCCAACACAGUGGAGGAUAUUGCUUAAGCAGACUUCUAUACAUAUCUGAUGGAAUCCCGUUAGGCUGAGUGUUCUCUGUGAAUAACCAAGGUGUUAACAACCAACUGUUUGAUCUAUAGGCUGAGAUUCAGUUGGAGACGACAGUCUGAUGCUGCUGUAACGUUAAUGUGUGACUGAAUUACUGCAGCAUCACGCUAACGUUAGCUAGCCAUGCUAGUCACUGUCACCAGCAUCAUUUAGUGAUUUAGCACACUGACUGUGAAUAUUCACGUAUCGUAUGAGACUCAGAUGUCAGUGUGAAAGCCUCGUUAACCCGCUACACAACAGCUUUUCAUCAUUUCCUCUCCUGUGACGGCGAGUUUCUUUCCCCCAAACGAGAGCGCAGCCUCAGAGAUGACACCAUGCUGUUGUGGUCACUCACGCACGUGAUCUGGACCAUGGCAUCCUGUGUCCAGUUAAGUGUGAGACUCAUAUUCUUAAUGUAAUGAACCGAAGAAAAUGUUCCCUGUUUAAAAGCAGAAUUAUACUUUUGUAUCAAAUCAGCAUAGUGGGAAGGCACUAUCACGCCAUUAUGAGACAAACAAGUAGUAUACUUCCAAGAACAUUCCUCCUGCCAAAUUCUUCCAUGUUUUGCUCACGUUUACUUUUUUUGGCUUCCGAAAUUCCACCGUCAUCGCCGUUGAUUUUGAACACACUGGAGGUUAUCCUCAGAAGGAAAGUCUGCAGAGUUGCAGACUCACGGAAAGUGUGCAACCAUAAUCAACAUGAGAACCCUCAAACACUAGCCCUCGCCAUCAAAGCCACCAAAGUCUGUAAGAUUAUGAGGUUCCAGCCGCCUGGAACCUCGACAAGAAUUAAGUUGUUGAGUCUACUGUUACCACAAGCUUCGGAUUUUUGUGUCAAACACCAAAUGAUGAAAUAUGUAAAUAGUCAACUUUUAAUGUAUAUUUCCUGUUACUGUUUUGUAUCCUAUGCCAAAUGUGAUAAAUACUUAUCUUUUAAAAAAAAACUGAUCUAAGGUGUUCUUAGCUGUGCUAGCAGAUCUGGGGAUGGCAAUGUUGGUUGGCCGGUCCACCACUUUGUACAGACUGAUGUACCUCAACAAUUAUUGGAUAGAUUGCCAUGAAAUUACAGAUAUCCAUGAUCACUAGACGUAGCGUCUUGAGAUAACUUCUGUUGUGAUUUGACGCUAUAUCAAAAUGAAUUGAAUUGAAUUGAAUUGAACUAAACAAUAUAUUGGAAUAACUUUGGGGACUUUUUCUGUCACCAGUAGAUCAAAAUGUUACUUUUUUUCAAUACUUUGGUUUAUGACCAAAUAUUUGCAAACAUAUGUGUUAAGUGCUAAUUAGCAAAUGAUGCAUGCUAGCCCACUAAGAUGGUGUGGAUGGUAUACGACUGCUUCAUGCUCAAAAGUAUAGCUGUAAUGAGGCAUUGUUUUUAGCCACACUAGCAGCUAAUCUAUAAAAAUGGCGGUAUGGUGUGUCGUUGGUCCACCACUUUGGUCCAGACUAAAGUAUCUCUGGUACCAACAUUCAUGUUCCCCUCAGAAUGAGUUGUAGUUGUAUGACCAACAUGUUCUCAUCCCAACUCGUCACAUAUUGACGCUUUGUCAGGACACCUUGGCGUCACUUUCUAUGACGCUCCACUACGGUCGCAGUAAACACGUGGUUAAUGUUGUGAAUUCAAAUGAAAACACUUGCUUAGGUUUAGGAAUAAACAUCAUGUUUUAGCUCAAAAUUACUUCGUUUAUAAUGUGAAAAUGAAAAUUAACGACUAACAACACAUUGCCGAUUUCACUCAGGACACAAACAGUGGUCUCCUGGAUGAAAGCCCUGUGCUUGUUGGAACCAUCCACCACCUCUCCCACCCGCCCUUUGUGUGUUUUUUUGCUCUUCAAACUAUAUCACUACACUCCCCGACCACUUACUCUGAGUGUUUGAUAUCGACCCAGAUGAGUUUCCAUUGUAGUUAUUUGAAAGCCCAGUGUGUCUCAUCAGAGACGGUUCAGGGCGGCUCAGAGGGUAGAGCGGGUCGUCCACCAAUCGGAAGGUCGGUGAUUCGAUCCCCGGCUGUCCGGCUGCUCUCGAUGUGUCCUUAAGCAAGAUACUUAACCCCAAAUUGCUCCCAAAAGCAUAGCCAUCGGUGUGAAUGAGUAUUUAGAUCAGAUCCUGAUGGGAAAAGUUGGCACCUUAGCAGCCUCUGCCAUCAGUGUAUGAAAUUGUGUGUGAAUGCUGACAUGUAGUGUGAAGAGCUUUGAGUGGUUGGAAGACUAGAAAAGCGCUGUAUAAAUGCAAGUCCAUUUACCAUUCAGACAGGAGAUGGCGCACUGAGAGUCAGUUUCCUGUAUCUGUGUCUUGCUGCUAGUCUUUAGGAGACUAGCAGCAUGUCCUCAGUCUAUUAAUGCCAAUGGGAAAAGUGAACUUGAACACAGAUUAUGACAGAUUCUUUCACCCCAUAGGGCGCUUUCACAUGCCAUAGUCCGUUUGUCUAGUCCGAAUCACGUCAUGACCACGCCCACUUAGGAGACAGGAAGUGUUUACCAUUUUCAAACCAUUGAUGGAGCUUGUAAUGCAUCAUCUUUGUUAUAGAGCAUCUUUCCUCUCAUACAAACGCUAAAGGGUGCCUUGUGCGUUGGUACCACACGCCAAGGGGUGUGACAAAGUGUAUGUAUUUGAUGCCUCGGGACUGAGAACAGGCUGGUAAGACCAAUACCUGCAAAACCAAUGACAUUCCCAUCAGCCUCGGCUGUGCUUUGCUUUCAGUGCUAAUUAGCGCAUGUUAGCAUGCCAACACCCAGAGCUAAGAUGGUGAACAUGGUAAGUAUCAUACCUGCUAAACAUCAGCAUGUUAUCAUUGUUGUUGUGAGCAUGUUAGCAUGCUGAUGUUAGCAUUUAGUUCAAAGCAGCACUGUGCCUAAGCACAGCCUCUCAGAGCUGCUAGCAUGGCUGUAGACCCUUGGUAUUAUCUCAAUAUAAGGUGUAUUUUAAACCCACUUACAUGUAUUUUCCAUGACUUUUUUCUUCUUCUUUUUUUAAUUACUGGAAGAUACCAGUACUAUGUUUACUAUGCUUGUGCUAGAAAAAUCUGCAUUGUACAUAUAUUCUUCAUUAUCCAGCUCCCUAACUCUCCUAUUCUAUGCAUUUUCUGUUUUGUCCACAUUUCUAUGAUAUUGCACUAUUGCAUGACAAACUAUUAAUCCUAUUUUACUGUGAGUCACUUUGGCUUGACGUCAUCUGCAGAAGAAGUGAUGUUUGCUUAGUAAGAUGUGAGUUAUAAAUGUACUUUGUAAUUUCAAAUUGUAAAUAAUAACUCAGUAAACACAAUGAUUUCAUGUCCUCUGUG